CAAACUUCUAGACUCUAGAGUCAUGGAUUCAUGGUGUGACGACUACACUUCUACGUCCACAAGUUCCACCUACACGGUCUGAUAAGAUUACAACAGACUUCAGGAGGUCUUCUAUUGUCACUAGAAAGAAUAGCGUUGAUGAAGCUGAGAUCUUGAGCUUCAUGGAAAGUUAGUCAACAGUAAGUGUAAAAGUACUUUACCCAAAAGACAAUAAAUACAAUCAGUAAUUUUUGGAGAGCACAAAGAUCUGUUUGCCAUGGAGAGCAAGAUGCAGGUCCCAUGUACAGUCAUAAAGACCGAAACGAAAUAUAUGGGUGAGGCACAAGAAGACUUAAGCAAUAAUGUAAUACCUAAAGCAGAAAGUUCAUUUUGCUCUGAUUAUAAUGAGACAAAAUGUUUACAGAAUGAUUUCAUGCAGCAUGAAAGUAUCUUUGGCCAAGAACUCCAUAAUAUAAAAAUUGAUCCAACUGCACAGACAAACUGGUGGUGUGAGAAUGUUCCGAAAGUGGAGAUGAAUUCUCAAGAUUCCACUUCUUUCAUUAAAACUGAACAGCAGCAUAGUCACAUUGUGAAGAUAGAAUGGCCACAUAUGACUGAGAAUAAUCAUGUAGUAAAGACUGAGAGAUCAUGGUCUGGCCAGGAUGCAAUUUCUCAACUUGACAGUGAUAAUAAAUUUUAUUGGAUCUGCCAAGGUGAUACUUAUGUAGUGAAGACACAGUAUUCAAAAGGACCAGUCACUUCAGAGGUCAAGCAUGAAGAUCACUCUGGUCAAGGCGUUGGUUCUGCAGUAAAGUCAGAGCAGACAAAAUCACACACUCAGUCCACAGUAAUGGAGCACUUGAAGGCACAGAGUGUACCACAGGAGGUGGAGUGGAAUUGCAGGAAAAAUAAGGAUAUUUUAGCAUGUAUAUCAUCACCUGAACUUCAAGAUGUGGAUGUUGCUGGAUGUAAAAAUACACAGGUGGUGGAUAUUGUGACUGAAAGUCCUCAGCAUGAGAGAAAUGUAAAUGUGACAGAAGCAAGCUUCAGUACUGAGUCAGAAAAGCAGCACCCUAGUAGUGAUGUUGAAUCUGAUAAGUGCAAAGUGUGUAUGUCUUCAUUCCAUUUUCCAUCCUUGCACAAAAAACACAUGUCGGACCCCACUGGUAAACCUCACAAGUGCAGAACAUGUAAAGCUGCCUUCAAAAGAUUAUCUGAUUUUAAAAGUCAUAUACGGGUUCACCGUGAUAAGAAGCCUCACCAGUGCAGUGUGUGUAAAGCUGCAUUUAAAAGAUUAUCCGAUUUGAAACGACAUAGGCAGGUUCACAGGGAUGACAAACCUCACCAGUGCAGUAAAAGAUUAUCCUAUUUGAAACGACAUAGGCAGGUUCACAGGGAUGACAAACCUGACCAGUGCAGUGUAUGUAAAGCUGCAUUUAAAAGAUUAUCCUAUUUGAAAGGACAUACACAGGUUCACAAUGAUGACAAGCCUCACCAGUGCAGUGUAUGUAAAGCUGCAUUUAAAAGAUCAUAUGCUUUAAAAGAGCACAUGAUGGUUCACAAUGGUGACAAGCCUCACCAGUGCAGUGUAUGUAAAGCUGCAUUUAAAAGAUUAUCCGAUUUGAAACAACAUAGGCAGGUUCACAGGGAUGAGAAGCCUUAUCAGUGCAGUGUAUGUAAAGCUGCAUUUAAAAGAUUAUCCAAUUUGAAAGGACAUACACAGGUUCACAAUGAUGACAAGCCUCACCAGUGCAGUGUAUCGGCAUUUAAAAGAUUAUCCAAUUUGAAACAACAGAUGCGUGUUCAUAAGGAUGAGAAGCCUCACCAGUGCAGGGUUUGUAAAGCUGUAUUUGAAACAUUAUCCUAUUUGAAACAACAUAGCCAAGUCCACAGUAACUAUAAACCUUACCAGUGCAACAUAUGUAAAGUUGCCUUCAAAAAAUCAAAUGCUUUGAAACAGCAUGUGCAGGUUCACAGUGAUAAGCCUCACAAGUGCAGUGUGUGUAACAUCAGAUACAGGUAUCACAUGGCUGCAGAUGUUCCUGUUCCUACUGGUGGAUAA
This is a messenger RNA of Pomacea canaliculata, 2041 nucleotides long. RefSeq names its product zinc finger protein 485-like. Gene Ontology annotation, biological process: regulation of DNA-templated transcription. The record is from RefSeq and is a predicted model, not a curated record. Gene Ontology annotation, molecular function: RNA polymerase II cis-regulatory region sequence-specific DNA binding; DNA-binding transcription factor activity, RNA polymerase II-specific. NCBI's taxonomy places the organism in Eukaryota, Metazoa, Mollusca, Gastropoda, Architaenioglossa, Ampullariidae.